Rattus norvegicus (Norway rat) is the source of this 4894-nucleotide messenger RNA. The record is from RefSeq and is a predicted model, not a curated record. NCBI's taxonomy places the organism in Eukaryota, Metazoa, Chordata, Mammalia, Rodentia, Muridae.
AUAUGUAAGAAAUGUGACACUGAUCUGUUAGAUCAUACAUCAUGUUUAACGGGUAGCAUUGACUCCUGAGCCAUCUACUUUCACAGUGUUACUUACUUGGUUUUCAGAUAAGACCUUGUAGUAUAAGGUGAACAUUCCAGAGGCAUUUCUGUCCAUCAUUUUUAAAUUUACAUACAUUUCUGCAUGACUCUGAGCUAAGAAUGCCCUUGAAUAUCUCCGCUUUUACAUUGUGACCAUGUUCAGAAGAGGAUUUAAUUUAGCAUACUUAGGAGUAGGCAAACCUAUAUGUGAAUGUAUCCAGACUCUGUAAAUUAAAAUUCCAAUGCUUCCUUUGUUAAAGAAAAUUAUUGCUUUGGAAAAGACUCCCAUGCUUUCCUUGCCUGCCACAGGAGGCAAAAAUCUUUCUCAGCUCCUCUGUCUCGGCUUUCGUGAUGGCUAUUCUUGGUAGUCAAUUGACUACAUCUGAAAUUAACUAAAAUCCAAAGAGUUGGAUACUGUGGGUUAUUUUCCCUAAUUAUAGCUUUUGAAAUGAAAAACCCUUCUUUAAUUUGGCUCUUCUGAGGUGAUAAGAUCUAGGGCACAGUUUCCCAUAGUAGCCUACAUAUAUAAAGGACAUUGAAGACGGUAGCUCUUUCUCGUUGUCUGCUUGCCCUACCUCUGGCUAACAAGUUCAUUUUUUUUUUUUUUGGUUCUUUUUUUCGGAGCUGGGGACCGAACUCAGGGCCUUGCGCUUCCUAGGCAAGCGCUCUACCACUGAGCUAAAUCCCCAGCCCCACAAGUUCAUUUUUUUAAGGGCAUUACAACCUAUUUCAGAAUUCUGGCGUAUGCUGAGACCAGCUGAGACAUAGAACAACAUGGACUGAACCACUAUUAGAUAGCCAUGGUUGGACUAGUUGGACCACAGCCUAUUCUAAUGUGAAAUAUUCUAAUAAUUCCAUAUACAUAGCUUCAUCCCAUCAGGUCUGUUCAUCUAGAAACCUUUACUAAUACAGCUCUGAGUGUGGAUGUGUGUUCACCUUCCGACGGAGGAAGAUGCGCUGGCUAACAAUACUGCUCCACGGGGUUUGUCAUCUGUUUCUUUCCUUUCUCCCAGGGUUCCCAUACCUACCAGGUGAAUACUAGCUGCAGUUUACCUAAAUCCAGCAUGAAGGACUCAACCCAAGCCAAUUUAGAGUAUUUGUAGGUUUAUUGGGGGCAGCUCUCUAAUAGCCUCACUGAUCCCAAGGAACCAGAGGGUUCACUAGUUCCCAAAGAGGCCAGAGAAGUCGCUAUGGGUGGGUAGAAUGAGGAGGGUGGUGGGGAGAAAGAGAAAGAUUGAGCAAGGCAAGCUGGAAGACAAAAAGGCAGGGGGGAGGGAAAGUGGGGAGGGAAGAAGGGGGAGGGAGGGAGAAGGGGAGAGGGAGAGACACAGAAACAGAGAAACAAAGAGACAGAGAGCACAAAAUGUCUGGUUUAUAUAGGAAGAGCUUCUGGAAGAGGGAAAGCCCAGCCCCUGGGCUGAAAAGUUCAGGAUGCAAGGCGAGGUAUGCCAGCCAUGCCCUAUAACAUGUGGGGACCGAGGAGUGCUGGGAGAACCUGGAGGCCUGACCAGCUUUGGUGUGUUAAAUAUACAGCUGCUUGUCCCAGGUCUGACUCCCAACAGCCGCAAAACAAAAAUCUUGUUCCCCCAACUCCCUCUUUAAUUGUUAAUAUCCCGGGCACCCUUCCGCUUGUGGGACAGAUUGAUAACUUACUGCAAGCUGAGUAACGGGCUAUGCAAGCUAUCUAUCUACUCUGAUUCCAGGAGGAAGAAGGGAAAGAGCCUACUGAAUGCUGUGAGGGAUUUGGCUGAAGUCAGUACCUGAUGAGCACAGGGUCACUGCCCGCAAAGGGGAGGAGCAGGCGACUGAGCAGGGGUAGGUGGAGUCCUCCCUGGGGCUCGGUGCGUAGGGCACAGAAGGGAGGACAGGCACAAGUGCUACUGAAAUGCAAAUCCGUGCAGCUCUUGAAAAGGUCUGGACCUGGACUGGAAGCCUGUGUCCCUUAAGCACAGUCUACCCCAAGGGAGGUGCUCAUGUCACUCAAGACUCCGUGGCCAAUCAGAACCUUCAGGCGGACCUGCCAAUCAGAAGAGAAGGCGGGUUCUUCCGGGUGCCAGGCGGCGGGUUCCGCCUAGCAGCUGAGCAGGCUUGAGUGUUUUGGGGUGCUGUGCUUUCUGUCCUGCCGCUGGAUGCUAUGAAGUGCGCUCAGGCAAGCUCCGAAGUUGCGACAUGGAUUGUCCAGAAAUAGGGUUCCAACCCAUAACAAAGGAAACAACCCUGAUUUACAACCAGCCACCAGGCCCAUCCCCAUGUCAAAGAGCAGGCCUCUAACAAAGUGCUCAAUGGGGCAUUGCAGGAUCACAAUCAACAGUAAGGCCUGGUGUGCCAUAAAGGUUCCGUUUUCUUCUUGUGAAAAGCAUAGUUCUGCCACAUGGGCAAGAUGACACCUGGUGACAACCAUUUGAAAAGGAAUAUGAAUAUUUUACCUGUGUGCAUGAAUAUCCAUAUUAUGUAUGCCUGAUCCCCAUAGUAGUCAGAAGAUGGCUUCAGAAUUCCUGAACUUGGAGUAAUGGAUAGUUGUGAAGCCCCUUGAUGCGGUGACUUAUGAUGAUGUGAAUGUGAACUUCACUCAAGAAGAAUGGGCUUUGCUGGAUCCUUUACAGAAGAGUCUCUACAAAGAUGUGAUGCUGGAGACCUAUAAGAACCUCACUGCUAUAAGCUGCAACUGGAAAGACCAUAAUAUUGAAGAACAUUUUCAAAGUUUCAGAAGACAUGGAAGGCAUGAAAAAAGUCGUACUGGAGUGAAACCCUCUGAAUAUUCUCACUGUGGUAAAGCCUUUGCAUGUCACAGUUAUCAUCAAAGGCAUGAAAGAAUUCAUACUGGAGAGAAACCCUCUGAAGAUACUCAGUAUAGUGAAGACUUUGUACAUCACAGACGUCUCCAAAUACAUAAAAGAACACAUUCUAGAGAGAAACCCUACAAAUAUGACCAAUGUGAUAAAGCCUAUUCACAAUAUAGUCAUCUCCGAGGACAUAAAAGAACACACACUGGAGAGAAACCUUAUGAAUGUAAGCCGUGUGAUAAAGCCUUUACAUACCAUUCUCAACUUCAAAAUUGUGAAAUAAUUCAUACUGGAGAGAAACUCUACAACUGUAAUGGAUGUGAUAAAGUCUAUUCACAACACAGUCAUCUUCAAAUACAUAAAAGCACACAUCCUGGAGAGAAACCCUAUGCAUGUAAGCAGUGUGGUAAAGCCUUUACAUACCAUUCUGAACUUCAACGUCAUGAAAGAAUUCAUACUGGAGAGAAACCCUACAAAUGUAAUCAAUGUGGUAAAGCCUUUGUACAACAGUGUAAUCUUCGAAUACACAAAAUAAUACAUACUGGAGAGAAACCCUACAAAUGCAAUAAGUGUGAUAAAGUCUAUUCACGACACAGUACUCUCCAAAUACAUAAAAGCACACAUACUGGAGAGAAACCCUAUGAAUGUGAUCAAUGUGGUAAAGCCUUUGCAUAUCCUAGUUAUCUUCAAAGGCAUAAAAGAACACAUACUGGAGAGAAACCCUAUGAAUGUGAUCAAUGUGGUAAAGCCUUUGCACAACACAGUCAUCUCCAAAUGCAUAUAAUAAUACAUACUGGAGAGAAACCUUACAAAUGUAAUCAGUGUGGUAAAGCCCUAGCAUCUCAUAGUUAUCUCCAAGUACAUAAAAGAACACAUACUGGAGAGAAACCCUAUGGAUGUGAUCAGUGUGGUAAAUCCUUUGGAUAUCAUGGUCAUCUUCAAAUACAUAAAAGAACACACACUGGAGAAAAACCCUAUGAAUGUAAUCAGUGUGGUAAAGCUUUUGCAUCUCAUAGUAAUCUCCAAGUACAUAAAAGAAUACAUACUGGAGAGAAAGCCUAUGAAUGUAAUCAGUGUGGUAAAGCCUUUGCAUAUUCUGGUCGUCUUCAAAUACAUAAAAGAAUACAUACCGGAGAGAAGCCCUAUGAAUGUAAUCAAUGUAAUAAAGCCUUUGCACAAAACAGUGAUCUCCAAACACAUAUAAUAACACAUACUGGAGAGAAACCUUACAAAUGUAAACAGUGUGGUAAAGCCUUUGCAUCACAUAGUUAUCUUCAAGUACACGAAAGAACACAUACUGGAGAAAAACCCUAUGAAUGUAAUCAGUGUGGUAAAGCCUUUGCAUAUCAUGGUCGUCUUCAAAUACAUCAAAGAACACAUACUGGAGAGAAACCCUAUGAAUGUAAUCAUUGUGGUAAAGCAUUUGCACAACACAGUAAUCUCCAAGUGCAUAAAAGAACGCAUACUGGAGAGAAACCCUAUGAAUGUAAUCAGUGUGGUAAAGCCUUUGCAUAUCACAGUUAUCUCCAAGUACAUAAAAGAAUGCAUACUGGAGAGAAACCCUAUGAAUGUGAUCAAUGUGGUAAAGCCUUUGGAUAUCAUGGUCAUCUUCAAAUACAUCAAAGAACACAUACAGGAGAGAAGCCCUAUGGAUGUAGUCAGUGUGGUAAAGCAUUUGCAGGUCAGAACGAUCUUAAAAGACAUGAAAGAAUUCAUACUGGAGAGAAACCCUACAAAUGUAAUGAAUGUGGUAAAGCCUUUGCGUGUAACACUAGUCUCCGAAUACACAAAGCAACCCAUACUGGAGUGAAACCUUACGAAUGUAAGCAAUGUUGUAAAUCCUUUGCCUCUCAUGGUCAACUUCAAAAACAUGAAAGAAUUCAUACUGGAGAGAAACCUUACAAAUGUGGUCAAUGUGGUAAAGCCUUUUCACAAUCAAGCCACCUCCAACUACACAAAAGAACACACACUAAAGAGUAACCCUGUGAAUGUAACCAAUGUGGUAAUAAAGCCUUUACUGUGAUCAUCAAA